Molecule: messenger RNA, 401 nt
Organism: Amoebophrya sp. A120
Lineage: Eukaryota; Dinophyceae; Syndiniales; Amoebophryaceae
Source: the annotation of a GenBank genome assembly
AUGCGAGGAACUGGAACUAAUUUGCUAAAUAGAAGAUUAGGCACAUCAUCUCAGGAACAAGAUCUGCGUUUGUUCGAGGAAAUUAUCAAAUCUCUAAAUAACACUUCGAAAAAAUCCACCUAUGUUUUUUUUGAAGUGCGAGAUGAGGUUUUUCUUCUUGAUGGUGUCGCUUUUCAAGACCAUUACUCAGCGCAGUCAUUGAGUGAUACUGCUGAUUCCUCUGCAUCCUGCGGCAACUUCUUUCAGGCAGCAGCUCUCCCCUCUACAAGAACCCUACAACGCCGACAAGAACAAAUAUCCUGCAAUGAAAUAAAAAACACAAAAAACAGAAACUGCAUCAACCUCUACGAGGUUGCCACGACCUCAACCCGAGGACCCGUGGACAGCUCUAUAGAAUCUAU